This is a messenger RNA of Dictyostelium discoideum AX4, 1902 nucleotides long. RefSeq names its product RNA-binding region RNP-1 domain-containing protein. The transcript is spliced from 4 exons. NCBI's taxonomy places the organism in Eukaryota, Evosea, Eumycetozoa, Dictyosteliales, Dictyosteliaceae. The coding region runs from base 1 to 1902 and encodes 633 amino acids. Gene Ontology annotation, molecular function: RNA binding; nucleic acid binding. The record is from RefSeq and is a predicted model, not a curated record.
AUGGAUAAUUACAAUUCAUACAAUCAACAAAUGAAACCAUUACAAACUGGUGGAUAUGUUUUAAAUACUCAACCACAACAAUCUCAACACCAACACCAACAUCAACAACAACAACAACCACCACAAAAUUCAUUUGAUAUGGGAUCAUAUUCUUCAUCAAUGACAGACUUUUCAAGAUAUGACAUUAGAAGUGAUAUCAAUAGUAUGAAUAGAAAUUAUUCUCAACAACCAGUUCCACCAGGCUCACAACCAUCGCUAUCUUUAUCAGGUUAUGGAUCUUAUGGAGGCCAUGAUACUUCCUCAAUGAAUAGAGGUAUGGGUGGUGGAAGUGGUUUAGGUGGUAUGGGUGGAAAUAAUAAUAGCAAUAACAAUGGCCCAUCAAGACCUUACGACAUGCGUCCAAAUUCAUUUGACAAUAGACCACCACCACCACAAUAUGAAUCUCGUGGUGGAGGUGCUAUCAAUAUGCCACCAAGAAAUGAUGGUAGGGGUGGUUAUGGUGGUGGAGGUGGUAUGUAUGAGAAUAGAAAUGAUAAUGGUGGUUAUGGUGGUGGAGGUGGUGGUGGUGGUGGUGGCGGUGGCGGUGGCGGUAGACCAUACGAUAGAUAUGAUAGUAGAGAUAAUAGAGGUGGAUAUGGAGGUGGUGGAGGUAGACCUUAUGAUAGAUAUGAUAGCAGAGAUAAUAGGGAUAUGUAUGGUGGACCACCAAGAGAUUCCUAUCGUUCAUCCUAUAGAGGCGGGUAUGAUUCAAGACCUCAUCAUGGCGGUAGAGGUGGUUAUAGAGAUAGCGGUAGUUAUCACCAUCCUUAUGGUGGCGGUGGUAGUGGUGGAAGUGGUGGUAGAUUCCAAAGACCAAGAAGAGAACCAGUUGAUCCAGCAGAAAAAGAAAAAAGUAAAUGUAUUUUUGUGGGAAACUUACCAUAUCAUUUCCAAAAACAACAUUUAGAGGAUUUAUUUGGUAAAUUUGGACCACUUGUAAAUAUUAAUGUUGGUUUCGAUAAAAGAAAUGGUCAAAGCAAAGGCUAUGCUUUCGUUGAAUUUGAAAAUAAACCCGACGCAGAUGCAGCAUUCAACGAGUACUUGGUCAAGGAAGUCGAAAAUAGAAAACUAAGACUUGACUGGGAUAUUGGUUUAGAUCAUAAAAAAGGUUCUAGAGAUGGUCAUUCAAUCUCAUCAAAUAACAUGAAUAGUAAUAGUAGCAAUAACAAUAAUAACAGUAGCAAUAAUAAUAACAAUAUGAAUAAUAAUAAUAAUAAUAAUAGUAAUAAUAAUAAUAAUAAUAUGAGCAACAAUAAUAAUAGUAAUAGUAAUAGUAGUAAUAGUAAUAGUAAUAGUAAUAAUAAUAAUAAUAAUAUGAAUAACAAUAAUAAUAAUAUGAAUAACAAUAAUAUGAAUAGCAACAACAACAACAAUAUGAAUAAUAACAAUAUGGAUAAUAAUAAUAAUAUGAAUAAUAAUGGUAAUAACAUGAAUAAUAAUAACAACAUGAAUAAUAUGAAUAAUAAUAUGAAUAAUAAUAACAAUAAUAUGAAUAAUAUGAAUAAUAAUAAUAAUAAUAUGAAUAAUACCAAUAACAAUAUUAAUAACAAUAAUAUGAACAAUAGCAAUACGAAUAAUAAUAACAAUAGUAGCAAUAGUAGCAAUAGUAAUAACAAUAAUGGAGCUAAUAUCGGUAUCAAUACUGGUGAUGCUAAUAACAAUGAUAACAGUAAUAACCUUAAUGCCGACAUUAAUAAUGCGGGUGACAAUCAUAAUAACAAUAGUAUCGAUCAACAACAACAACAACAACAAAAUGAUUCCACCGUUAACAAUAAUGAACAAACCGACCAAUCAUAUGACCCAUCAGAUGAUAAAUAUUCUGAGCCAAUAAAUGACCAAUCCGAUUCAGUUAAGCAACAAUAA